Odontomachus brunneus is the source of this 1605-nucleotide messenger RNA. RefSeq names its product palmitoyltransferase erf2-like. Gene Ontology annotation, molecular function: protein-cysteine S-palmitoyltransferase activity. Lineage: Eukaryota; Metazoa; Arthropoda; Insecta; Hymenoptera; Formicidae. Gene Ontology annotation, cellular component: Golgi apparatus; endoplasmic reticulum. The transcript is spliced from 2 exons. The coding region runs from base 620 to 1483 and encodes 287 amino acids. The record is from RefSeq and is a predicted model, not a curated record. Gene Ontology annotation, biological process: protein targeting to membrane; peptidyl-L-cysteine S-palmitoylation.
UGGUCUCCUAUUGAUUAAUAAGAGAUAUCAUCACUAAAAUAAUGGUUAAUUUAUGUAGUUAACAUAAAAAUAAUGGUUAAUUUAUGUAAUUAACAUAAAAAGUUACAUGAAAAGUAAAGAAAUAUACAUUGGUUCUUUUUCUUGCUAAGCACAGUUAUAUAUACAUAUAUCUAUAUUGUAUAUUUGUGUGUACGUGUCGAAUAUUUCAGUAAAGCAGCAUGUGACGAUAUUGCGCGAAUGUACGCAUCUUAGAAGAAAUUAAAUUGUGACAUCUAUUUAAUCAGACAUUACAGACAAUUACGUCUAUCUCGAAGAAUACUACAAUCUAUUAAGAUAAAUGAAACUGGUGAAACCGGUAUAAAAAUAAGUCGUUGAGGUUAUGGUCGGGAUCAGUGAACACUCUUCCCGUAAAGUAACUCGGGAUAAGAGCAAUACGUCGAGAUAUCUGUCCGAAAAAAAUUGCCUUUAUAUAGAAAGACAAAUAUAAUAUUCUACGAAAAAUAAAAAGUUGAUACAGCUUGAAAUUGCAAUGCAUGAAAAUUGAAUUUACAUAUCGUAUGUGUAACAAUUGAGUGUUUGUAUUUAGCCUAUGCAGAAAGGUUUAAAACCUUAAAAAGACAUGUUUCAAGCUCAACAUAUAAGGACUUGCAUAAAGGCUGUUAAAAAACUAUGUCCAUUAGUGACAUUAGUAUGCACCGUGUUUGUCAUCGUCAUCACGAUUUAUAUUAAUCAGAAGAUUUCACCGGUCUUCAUCUUCCUCUGUAUGCAAGUAUACUUGAACUGGUAUUCUGUAUACAGUAUUAGCUACAGGUCCAAUCCGAUGAAGGUCAAGGAAGUACGGAGCAACCUGUGUGAUGUGACAACGCAGAAUAAACUCGAGCUGAGCACGGCGCAGUUAGCAGCUCACAACAGGGCUUACAAGUUUUGGCAUUGCGAACGCUGUGAGAGUUAUAUGUGCAAGCCUACGCAGCAUUGCGUUUUCUGCCGUAAAUGUUUCCACUUCAAGGAUCACCACUGCUUCUUCCUGGGUGCUUGCGUGUUGCGGCAGAACAUGGGAAACUUCAUACUGUUCUGCUUCUACACCUCGCUGACGUGUCUGUAUUCCUUAUGCGUCAUUGCGCCAUACAUGUAUGAAAACAUCAACCACAUAGUGAACAUCAACGACACAGACUACUUUAACAUAUUUCUGAACUUCUGUUUUCCUAUCGCGCUGGUUCGACUGUUGCACUCCCGAGAUAGUUUGAGCAUAUUGCUUGUCAUUAUUUUCGACAUGCUGAUUUCAAUUUUGUGUAUCUGCCUGGUAUAUGGUAUUUGGAAGCUGCAUAGUUGUCUGACUGGUAAACAGCGUUACGUAAAUAUAACAGGAAAGCAAAAUUUGAGAGAGAUCUUCGGAAGCUAUGGUCUCUCGAAUAUUAUCUUCCCAUACAAUGGUCUCAUAGGCACGAGAGACAUCAAUGGCAAAUACGAAUUAAAGGAAGUGUAAAACACAUUCUAGUCAAUAGCUAAUGGACGAACAAAGAAUUUAUUCUCAAUGUAUAUGCAUUUCUUUAUUGUAUGCACAUAUUGGCCUAUAAUAUAUUAUAUAUUAUUAUAUAUAUAUAAAAG